AUGAAGAAAAUUGCUUUUUCGAUUCCAUCGAAUUGCAAUCAGUGUCCUGUCAGAUGUAACAACACAAAGCCAUUCCUCAUCUCGCAAACGAACAGGACUCAGCCGUUUACAGAAGCAACGCCUACAUUGAUUUUCGUUACUCGCUGCACUUUAAAAAGGAAGAAAGAUACGUUCUUGGGCCAAAAUCACCCGGAGAAACAGUCAGGCGGAAUUGCUUUCGGACAACGGUUUCCUUCACAUUCACGGCCGUUCGUUUCCAAUUUUAUUACUUCUAUGGUAGGGUAAGUCUGUUUCCCCUUCUGUCACACCUUGGGGAUGUUUUUUGCCUCGUUCCCAGGGCUCUUGUUAAGGUGCAGAAACUACCCGAGAGUACAUGGAUAUAAAACAUUUUAGUGUUCCCGAAAGUGUGUCCUGUGCCCUGUUUUUUCAAUGUGCGGUCCACUAUUUUACACCAAGGCGGCCUACACUUCUAGAAAAAAACUGUAGAAUUAGUUUUCAGAUGAUGAAGAUGUGUUUUAAUUUUGGCGUACCGCCCGCCCCUAGCACUCCCACUGUGUUCUAUUUUCUACCGUAAUAGUAAGUCCUUACAUUAGCUUGACGUGAACCGGUGUCAGACGAAUUCCAGUUUUACUCCCAUUUCUCAUUUUAAGAAAGCAUUCAAUUCCGUAGCUUUUAAUUGAAAAUACAUGUAGAAAACAAGCUUUCUACCCGGAAAUUUUUUUGAAAUGUCCUGGGCUCUUGUCGUGACAGGAUCCCAUUGUUGUUCCUGCUCUGCACUAUAUAUAUGAAAAAAUAACAUUGUCAGAGCUGCAAUUUUGAUUCAAUAUCAACUAUGAUAUGAAACAGUCAUGAAAGAGCUCUUUUCUGUGAAGUUUGGAGAGCUUCCAAUCAUAUGGCGAUGGCGAAAGACAAACCCCCUCCCUACCCUACUGGAGAUUCAUCGCCCUCAAGAGUGUUUUUUUGAAAGUCCUUUUCGGUCACUGUUUAAAUUUUAUCAGUUUUAGUCGUAUAUCAGAACAAAACAAAAAACUAAAGAAAUUAUAAUUACAGCAAUGAUCUUUUUUUAAAAAAUAUCGACUUUAGCAAUGUCAUGAUCACCCCUCCCAUAGCCGGUAAAAGAUUUGUUUCCCUACCUUUUGGCAGCCGGCCAUACGUUUAGAGACAGAUGGGUAAAAUUUUGAUUUUCGUCCAGAAGAAAUAAGCGGGCUGGUCAUAAGAGGAACACGUAGAAAAAUGGUCGAUCAAAAGCCUCAGCUUUUCUUUGAAGUCAAGGAGUUGCCACAAAUUUUAUUUGCCGUGGCUUACAAACUCUCACUCACAAAAAGUCACCCGAGAUUUCAACUUCUGAACGACAGGUCUUCGAAGUGGAUCACCGGGUCAUCUAGUUGGGUCUCUUAAUUUUCAUUGCACUGAAAAGGGAGUUGUUGAACAAGGUGAGGCAAAUUUGUACGUUAUAUCUUACGUCUCCGUUUAGAGUUAUUUUUAACUUGACUAAAACAUCGUCCAUUGCCUUUAACAAAAUCAGAAAAUUCAUGACAGACCGUUUUGCUGUUCGUUUCACAUCAAAGGCCCCGACAAAGGUCUCUUUUAACAACCGUUUACAGUUCAUAAACCUAACAUCAGCUUUUUCCCACGAAGCUAAAAAUCUCGAAGCUACGUGAAAAGGUGGCAGGUAGUUGGAUUUAUAUGUCUUAGUUCAUAAAGGCAGCUUUUAAACACACAUGAAUUCAAGUCUCUUAGGCCCCGUUGGAAGCCAAGAAAUUUUGAAUAUUUUAGAAAUUUUGCUAAUUAAAAAUUCAAACCCUAAUAAGCAUAUUCAAAAUUUCAACCUUUUAGAUUUUUCCAAAACCUUUUCGUUUUUCUUUAUUUUAUUAUAUAAAGAAACACUAGUGUAAGUUUUGAGGUUGGAAUUUUACUCGAAAAGCAUGCAUCUUCAGUAAACAUUUAUUGGCCAAGUGAGGAAAACGUAGAAAUACUGAGGGCAGUAGGUACAUAAAGAUUUCCUAAUUUUAUGGUAACAAGAUCACAUCCCUUUGGAGAAAAGUAAAUAUUAAAACCACGCAGAGUGAUUUAUCAUUUUUUGAAAUACUUUGACUACAAAAUCCAACUACCUCUGUGGUGAUGACAUUGACGAUGGCAAAUUGAAGGUGAUAUUUUAUAGAAAAAUAUGAAAGAUAUAGCAGAUUUCUACAUCAAGAGCGCAAUAUUCUACUGCUGUUUUUGGCCCUAUUCCACGAUAUAUCAGAUGAAAAAUGCAUUGCUGAUUUCACCUUGCCAUUUACCUAAUGAAAUAGAAUUAGACUUGAAGAAAAUUUCAGGGUUUAAUUUAUAUAUCAGAUAGAUAUCAGAAAGAUAUUCUUUGUAAAAACAGUUUCCUACAUAUACAAAAGAAAUGCCAUAAUUCCACUUAAAUUCACCCCCUCCCCUCUGAAAUAGGCCUUAGACACUCCCCAAAAUAGAUUCUUCCCAUAAUUUCCUCUUUCUCUCACAUAUUUGUGCAUUUCACACUGAUUUUAAGCUACUCUCUGCAUUCCAACAAAUUUCUGUUGGACCAUUUUAUAUUUGCAUGUGCCUUGAGAGACAAGAUAUUAUCCAUGCCAUCAAUUAACCCAGAAAUUUAAAACAGAUUACUUGAAUGUUUUUUUUUUGCAACCUCUAAGAUUAACAUCAAUAGAACUGCAGUAAAGCUAAAAAUCAAAUUUAAAAAAUUUCUUUAUAUCUCAACUGAAAUUGUUUACUUUCAUUCAGGUUUGCAGCAAUAAUUGCUGAAAAUCUUAAGGAAAGUACAUGA
Porites evermanni is the source of this 2791-nucleotide messenger RNA. The record is from the annotation of a GenBank genome assembly. NCBI's taxonomy places the organism in Eukaryota, Metazoa, Cnidaria, Anthozoa, Scleractinia, Poritidae.